CCGAGGCCAGAGCCAAGGCUGAGCCCCCCCUUCUCCCCUCCCCAGUCCCAUCUCUGUCCUCCCCUCCCGCCUUGGCCGAGCCCCAGCUCCUCGCCCGGAGGAAGGGUGCACGUUGUGGGCAUCUCCCAUCCACCGAAAUCUAUGAUCAGCUCGGUGUGUGUCUCCUCCUACCGUGGACGCAAGUCUGGGAACAAACCACCCUCCAAAACAUGCCUGAAGGAAGAGAUGGGCAAAGGGGAAGAGUCGGACAAGAUCACCAUCAAUGUGGGUGGCACCCGGCAUGAGACCUACAAGAGCACCCUGCGGACUCUGCCAGGCACCCGCCUGGCCUGGCUGGCCGACCCCGACGCCCAGAGCAACUUUGACUUUGAUGGCAAAAGCAACGAGUUCUUCUUCGACCGGCACCCCGGGAUCUUCUCCUACGUGCUCAACUACUACCGCACCGGGAAGCUGCACUGCCCCGCGGACAUCUGCGGGCCCCUCUUCGAGGAGGAGCUCACCUACUGGGGCAUCGACGAGACCGACGUGGAGCCCUGCUGCUGGAUGACCUACCGCCAGCACCGCGACGCCGAGGAGGCCCUGGACAUCUUUGAGAGUCCCGAGCCUGGCGGAGGGGCUGCUGGAGAGGAGGCUGAAGAGGAAGGGGGUAGGGAGAUGGCCCUGCAGCGCCUGGGCAUGGAUGACAGGCCCCCAGGGGCGGCAGGGGCGGCCGGAGGGGGUGGCUGCUGCCGGAACUGGCAGCCCAAGAUGUGGGCGCUCUUUGAGGAUCCCUACUCGUCCAAGGCAGCACGGGUGGUUGCUUUCGCCUCGCUUUUCUUCAUCCUGGUCUCCAUCACAACCUUCUGCCUGGAGACACACGAGGCCUUCAACAUUGAUGUCAACGUGACGGAGACCCUGGUGGUCGGCAACACCACGACGGUGCUGCUGACCCACAAAGUGGAGACGGAGCCCAUCCUCACCUACAUCGAAGGGGUCUGCGUGCUGUGGUUCACCCUUGAGUUCCUGGUUCGCAUCAUCUGCUGCCCAGAUAAGCUUCUCUUCAUUAAAAACCUGCUCAACAUCAUUGACUUCGUGGCCAUCUUGCCCUUCUACCUGGAGGUGGGUCUCAGUGGCCUGUCCUCCAAAGCCGCCCGGGACGUGCUGGGUUUCCUGCGGGUGGUGCGCUUCGUCCGCAUCCUGCGGAUCUUCAAGCUGACGCGGCACUUUGUGGGUCUGCGGGUGCUGGGCCACACUCUGCGGGCCAGCACCAACGAAUUCCUGCUCCUCAUCAUCUUCCUCGCCUUGGGGGUCUUGAUUUUCGCCACCAUGAUCUACUACGCUGAGCGGAUCGGAGCCAAGACGUCCGACCCCACCGGGAGUGACCACACUCACUUUAAGAACAUCCCCAUCGGCUUCUGGUGGGCCGUGGUCACCAUGACCACACUGGGCUAUGGUGACAUGUACCCCAAGACCUGGUCGGGGAUGGUGGUGGGUGCCCUGUGCGCCCUGGCCGGGGUGCUGACCAUCGCCAUGCCCGUGCCCGUCAUCGUCAAUAACUUUGGGAUGUACUAUUCCUUGGCCAUGGCCAAGCAGAAGCUGCCAAAGAAGAAGAAAAAGCAUAUACCCCGUCCAGCCCCACUGGACUCACCCACCUACGGCAAAUCCGAGGAGAACUCGCCCCGGAACAGCACCCAGAGUGACACCUGCCCACUGGCAGUAGAGGAGGGGGCAACUGAGAGGAAACGGUCAGACUCCAAGCAGAACGGGGAGGCCAACGUGGUGCUGUCGGAUGAGGAGCAGCCGCUGUCCCCGAUGGACGAGGAGAAGCGGCCGAUGCGGCGCUCCAGCACCCGGGACAAGAACAAGAAAUCCUCCACGUGCUUCCUGCUGGCCACGGGGGACUUCUCCUGUGCAGCAGAUGGAGGCAUCCAGAAAGAUUCCUGCCAGGACACCCUCGCUUCCAGUUACCCCCAGGGUGAGGUGGUCACCUUCUCCUGAGCCCCAGCUGGAUGCAGGCAGUGCCCUCCCCAGGGCAUGCCUUCCCCAAGGUGGAAGGAGGCUCUCCCUGGGGCCAGGGGAUGCUCUUCCUGAGGCUAAAGGAUGCAUUCCCCCAGGGAUGCUCUCCCCAAAGCCCAGGAAUGCUUUCCCUCAGGCUGGGACAUGCAUUCCUCCAGGGAUGCUCUCCAAGGGAUGCUCUUCCCGAGGGAGGUGCUCUCCCCAGGGCUGAGGGAUGUCCUCCCCAAAGCCCAGGGAUGCUCUCCCCAAGGCUGGGACAUGCACUCCUCCAGGGCUGCUCUUCCCAAGGAGCUUUCUCUCCCCAGAGCUCCAGCUCCAUCCCGGAGGGGGGAGGGAGUUGGCAGCUGGGUCCCCCCGAGAGGUGCCGCAGAGCAGCAGGGCUGGGGGGAGGUUGGGGACAGUCCCACUCCCCUUCCUGGUGCCAGCCCUGCCAGGCCACGCUGCCCCUGCACCCCCUGGGCUGCCCCCUCCCCUUGCCCCUGCUUCUGGCUGCACCUCACCCUCCACCUCUGGAGAUCCAGCUGCUCACCAGGACAUCUCUGCCCGUGGCUGCGCCCGUGCCCUGACCCCUCCAUCGUCACACGGACACUGGGAGCCUCCCCCAGGCACUCCAGGGUGCCACAGGCUCCACUCUGGGUGCCCCUCCAGGGUGACAAAAACUCCACUCUGGGUGCCCCUCCAGGGUGACAAAAGCUCCACUCUGGGUGCCCCUCCAGGGUGCCACAGGCUCCACUCUGGGUGCCCCUCCAGGGUGCCACAGGCUCCACUCUGGGUUCCCCUCCAGGGUGACAAAAACUCCACUCUGGGUGCCCCUCCAGGGUGACAAAAGCUCCACUCUGGGUUCCCCUCCAGGGUGACAAA
This is a messenger RNA of Haemorhous mexicanus (house finch), 2856 nucleotides long. RefSeq names its product potassium voltage-gated channel subfamily C member 4 (gene KCNC4). Gene Ontology annotation, cellular component: dendrite membrane; neuronal cell body membrane; voltage-gated potassium channel complex. Gene Ontology annotation, biological process: potassium ion transmembrane transport; protein homooligomerization. The record is from RefSeq and is a predicted model, not a curated record. Gene Ontology annotation, molecular function: delayed rectifier potassium channel activity; protein binding. NCBI's taxonomy places the organism in Eukaryota, Metazoa, Chordata, Aves, Passeriformes, Fringillidae. The coding region runs from base 142 to 1977 and encodes 611 amino acids. The transcript has 4 exons.